This is a messenger RNA of Pundamilia nyererei, 3753 nucleotides long. Its product is annotated as E3 ubiquitin-protein ligase RNF31. The coding region runs from base 222 to 3551 and encodes 1109 amino acids. Lineage: Eukaryota; Metazoa; Chordata; Actinopteri; Cichliformes; Cichlidae. The record is from RefSeq and is a predicted model, not a curated record. Gene Ontology annotation, biological process: protein linear polyubiquitination. The transcript has 24 exons. Gene Ontology annotation, molecular function: zinc ion binding; ubiquitin protein ligase activity; linear polyubiquitin binding. Gene Ontology annotation, cellular component: LUBAC complex.
UUUCGAAAAGAUCACAAUCAGACCGGAAGUAUGGAGGAGUUCCGCGUUUAAAGCAUAAAGCUAGCUUCAGACAGACUGAAGGAGCUCACUGUAGAAGAGGGUCUAACCGCUGGCUUGAAAUCUAAAACAUGCUGACUUUACUGGCGGAAAUGUAAAGACUUUAUUCGGAGAAGAGGCGACAGAAAUAACCGUUAAAAGAAGGCCAGAACAGCUGAGGCGCAAUGAGCAGCAGUCCUGCGUCCGUCCAGAUGGACGAGGCCAGGAGAAGAGCCCAGUCUCUCCUUUCGUCCUCGGGUUCAGCUCAGGAAGUGAAGGCCGACGUUCAGACGAUGGCCGCUAUCGAGCUGCCUCUGUCGGAGAAGUACCGCCACGUCUCAGCUGAGGUUAUGCUGAAGGAGAACUCGGCAGGUCGUAACAAACAGGAGGUCCUGGAGUCUUUGAAUCGAUUCAUCAAAGCCUUGAGCAUCCUGGAGAAGUAUGGCUGUAACCUGACCUCUCCCACCAGACCCAGAUACUGGAGGAGUGUCAAGCACAACAAUCCUGUUUUCAGGACUACAGUGGAUGCCAUCAAAGGAGGCCGCAGAGUCCUCUAUCUCUACGGUUACACUAACCAGCAGGUCGACGGCCUCAGCUUUCCCGACGAAGUCGAGGAUCCGGAUACUGAAAAAGUCGCAGCGGUGACGCUGGAGGUCAUGACGCUACGCACGGAAGUGGAUAUGAUAGUAAAGGGCACUCAUCCUCACCUAGAACACUUCAAAGAAAUCAUCCCAUUCGUCAUCCCAAAGGCUCAGAUGGUGACUGACUCUGUGGUUAAGCUUCCCGUAGAGGAAAAGCAGCAGCAGCAGCAGCAGCAGCAGCAGGGGGACAAACCUCUGAUCCUGCCUCUUCCUCCUAAACCUGCUCUGGUGCCAAAACCAUCAGCAGGCUCUGCUGCAGUGAGCGGGUGCAGUUUGUGCGGCGGAGACGCGUCUCUGUUUUGCUCGUCAUGUGACAAUCCACAUUUCUGCGACGCAUGCGAUGACCUCUUCCACCGACACCCCAACAGAGCCAGUCACAAGAGGGACAAAUUACAGCAAACCAAACAAAACACCUGCACCAUCUGUGGAAUUUCUGCUGUCCAUGCUCGUUGCGCCACAUGCCUCCAGAGGUUGUGUCUGAAGUGCGACAAGCUGUACCACUCCCACCCUGAUCGUAAAGGGCACAACAGGACCAUUACUACACCUGCUAAAACAUCCAGCCCGUCUCUGUCCCCGUGGGAGUGCUCUCACUGCACUACAGUGAACGAGAUGCGAGCCGUUCUCUGCACGACCUGCGAACGGCCUCGACUCGCCACAGCUGUGUCCACUGUUCUGGAAAGCACCAUGUCACUUCCUGCAUCGCCGAAUGCAGAGUGGCAGUGUAAGAGCUGCACUGUGAUGAAUCAGGGCAGCAGCAUCCUCUGCGAGGUGUGUGAGCGCCCCCGUCUGGCCACUCGCCCUCCGGUCUCCUCUGACAUGUCCAUCCUCAGAUCUCUGUCUGACGCAAAGCAGUGGACCUGCCAAUUCUGCACCUUCGCUAACACCAAGGCCUCCACAGUGUGUGAGAUGUGCAACAUGUCCCCUAAAGAUUCUGGUGGACUUUCUCUGCCCCAGUCUCUCCAGCAGACGCCGUGCGGACCUAAGGACCGGCCACAGCCGAAGCCCCGAGUCAACCUGGAGCUGAAGAGGCAGAAGACGAUGAAAGAAGACGGGCUCGCUCUUGUCCGUCACAUCAGAGAAGCAGAAAAGCGAGGCAUUAGCCCAGAGGAGGUGUACGCCGCUCUGGGCGCGUGCGGUGGCAGCAACGUUAACCCCUGUGACUGGCUGACCUCAGAGCUGCCUCACCUGCUGGAUGAAAUCUGCGCCAUGGCCGCCUCAGUCCAACUGAACUACAAAAUGGGGCGUGUCGGGACGCAGCCCGUGCUGGAGAGAGACGGAGGCGAGUCCGAGAAGAGCGGUCCGACCUCCAUAGGUGACAGCAUGAAGCUGUCCAGAGCUGAGGCCAAGCUGGCGUGGCUGAAAACAGGAGGAGAAACCGACAAAGCCGUGAGAGAGCUGCUGAGAGACCGCAAAGAAAAGAUGAAGGAGCUUCACUCUCUGGGCUUCCAAGAUGUGGCCCAAUGCGAGGAGGCCCUGCGGCAGAGUGGAGGUGAGAUGCAGGGGGCUUUGUCUCUGCUUCAGCGCCCCCUGCUGGAAGCUUUCCACCAGCGAAUCUGGACAGCCCAGCCCGAGCCGCCGAUUGAUCCCGCACACCCAGACAAACAGAGGACGUGCAGGCGGCUGCUGGCAUUGUAUGACCUGCCCAGCUGGGGGCGCUGCGAGCUCGUCCUGUCGCUGCUCCAAGAGCCGGGUGUCAGCUACUCCCUGGAGGAUGUGGUGCAAGCCGUGAAGGAGUCACAUGACAGAGAUUUUAUCAGGCGUCUCCUCAACAACGAGUGCCCCAUCUGUCUGAGCAUCUUCCCCCGCAGCAAGAUGCAGUCUCUAACGUCCUGUCAGUGCUCGGUGUGCCUCGAAUGCUUCAAGGCCCACUUUACCAUCGCCGUGAGAGACAAACACAUCCGAGACAUGGUGUGUCCCAGCUGCUGCGAACCCGACAUCAACGACCCAGAGAAGCUGGACAGCUACUUCUCCACGCUGGAUAUACAGCUGAGGGACUGCCUGGAGCCUGAGGUGUACGACUUGUUCCACAAAAAGCUGACCGAGCACGCUCUCAUGAAAGACCCCAAGUUCAUGUGGUGCUGUCAUUGCACGUCUGGGUUUAUCAACGAGGGAGACCAACUGAAGGUCACAUGCCUGUCUUGCCACAAGAGUUUUUGUGCUCAGUGCAAGAAACCUUGGGAACCUCAGCACCAGGAUGUGUCCUGCGAGCAGUUCCAACUGUGGAAGAGGGAGAAUGACCCGGAAUACCAGAGACAGGGACUGGCUGGCUAUCUGAGAGACAACGGAAUUACAUGUCCUCACUGCAGGUUCCAGUACGCUCUGACGAAGGGCGGCUGCAUGCACUUCAGCUGCUCGCAGUGCAGGUACCAGUUCUGCAGUGGCUGCAACAACCCCUACCACAAGACUAAAUGUAAGCCUGACUGCUCUCUCAAUUGCUUGCACGCUCAUCACCCUCGAGACUGCCUCUUCUAUCUUAGAGACUGGGAGCCUCCCAGACUACAGGCGCUUCUACAGAGGAGCGGUGUGGAGUUCAACACGGAUCCCUCUAAUGGAGCUCAGACCGAUGAAUGUGGUGUGAUGGAGCAGAAGGAUGAAGGCGGUCAGCAGGUGGAUUCACCGUGUGGCAUCAAAACACAGCCGGGACAAGCUGGACUCUGCGAUAAGCACUACAGGGAGUACCUGGUGAGCCUGAUAAACGCUCACUCUCUGGACCCGGCUCUGAUCUACGACCUCAACGAGGUGAUUCGGGCCUGUGAGAGGUACCAGGUGGACGUACAGCGAGGAGAGGGCGAGGAGGACAACGCUUACCAAGUUCGACUGCUCAAGAAACUGAUGGAGGUUCCUCUUGGAGAAAAAGUUCCUCGAAACAAAUGAAGACUUCCAGACUUUUUUCCACCCAGAUCCACAUCAGAGGAGUGUACUGUGAAGCAAGCUCAACAAAGCUGGGCUUUCUCCGCUUUAGCUGGCUUGACAAAACCUAAACUCCCAGUGAGAGAUAACUGCUGCUUCUCAACUUUCUCUGUUAAUGGAAGCUUUCUGGUCUGGGCUCACAUUAAAGGUGGUGUUUGACGCAUUA